This is a messenger RNA of Drosophila mojavensis, 740 nucleotides long. RefSeq names its product E3 ubiquitin-protein ligase RNF185. Gene Ontology annotation, biological process: ubiquitin-dependent protein catabolic process. Lineage: Eukaryota; Metazoa; Arthropoda; Insecta; Diptera; Drosophilidae. Gene Ontology annotation, molecular function: metal ion binding; ubiquitin protein ligase activity; ubiquitin-like protein conjugating enzyme binding. Gene Ontology annotation, cellular component: endoplasmic reticulum. The record is from RefSeq and is a predicted model, not a curated record. The transcript is spliced from 2 exons. The coding region runs from base 102 to 608 and encodes 168 amino acids.
AAUUUUGUUGAUUUGAAAUCUCAAGAUGCCUCUGUGAAAGUUGUCAAACAUACGAAAAUUAUGAAAACUGAAACGUUUUAUCGUAUUCGUAUUACUAAUAGAUGGCAUCGAAAGAGAAUAUUAAAAGGAAGCUAUUUUUUAAUGUAAAAUUCAUGGAAACCGAAAAGGAAACCAAAACUAUCGACAAUGUCUCCCGAUUUGAUUGCAACAUCUGUCUGGGCACGGCCAAGAAUGCGGUGAUCUGUGUGUGUGGCCAUCUCUUCUGUUGGUCCUGCCUGCAUCUGUGGAUGCUGACGCCCUGCGACCUGCGUCGAUGCUGUCCGGUGUGUCGAGCCAAGUUGGAUAUCACGAAAAUCAUACCGCUCUAUGGUCGCAACAGUGCGGUACAGGACGUCAACGAUGUGAUGGCACCGCGACCUCCGCCGCUGCGUCAAGAGCCGAGUGCACCGAGGGGUUCCCUCUAUUUUGGCUUUCUACUGGGCUUUCAAACGUCCCUCGGCUACGGCAGCUUCCCAAUUGAGACUAUGGCAUCCGUUCUGAAUUUGAACGACGAACAGGCGCUGUUUUUAUUUCUCGGCCUCUUUUGCAUCGGCUGGCUGAUGUUCUAGCGGAGGGAGAAAUGAAAUUCGAAUAGACUUUUUGGAUAUUCUUAUUAUAUUGUAUAUAUAUAUACGUAUAGGUCCAACUUCGUAAUACAGCUGUUGUAUGCCCUAAUUAAGUAAAUGGUAAUCAGACCUUAA